Nerophis ophidion (straightnose pipefish) is the source of this 1681-nucleotide messenger RNA. RefSeq names its product rho guanine nucleotide exchange factor 19. The record is from RefSeq and is a predicted model, not a curated record. Gene Ontology annotation, cellular component: cytoplasm; nucleus. The transcript has 12 exons. Gene Ontology annotation, molecular function: guanyl-nucleotide exchange factor activity. NCBI's taxonomy places the organism in Eukaryota, Metazoa, Chordata, Actinopteri, Syngnathiformes, Syngnathidae. Bases 4 to 1560 code for a protein of 518 amino acids. Gene Ontology annotation, biological process: activation of GTPase activity.
UUAAUGAGCUCCAAGAUGAAGCUUCUGAAGAUGAAGACCAUGGCUCAGUUUGACAGCAUGCAUGAAGGCUGCAGCUCAGACAAGAUCGCUGAGCUUAUUGCCUACUUUGAAGACCCUCUUCUAGGAGAGAAACCAGGACAUGACCCUGUUGACCGCAGCAAGGAUGACAAGGUGCCGAAGUUCUCUGUUCCAGGACAUGAGCGCCUCUCAUCUCUGCUGACUGAUCAGGAAACUACAGAAGAGCCUCAAGAUCCAGAAGAGGAGGAAGUGGCGAUUGUGUCCUUCAAGUCAAAGUACAUUCACAUCUGUCCCCUCUAUCAGGACUACUGUCUGCAGAACGUCAAAGAGGACCUCCAGAGACUAAACAACAAACGGUCACUGACUGAGCUGAUCGCCCCGCAGUACCUGCAGGGUCUUCAAUCCCGUCUGAACUUUCAACCAAGCUCACCUGAGCAGACUCUUCCACCUCCCGAUGGUCACGUGAUCAGAGUGUCGCCAUGCAUGCUGUGGCAGGACUUGGAGGAAGUGAAGGCUGCGGGUCUGCUGAGCCUCCUGACUCCUGGACAGGUCCGGCUUCAAGAGUGUAUGUUUGAGUUGAUUGGCUCUGAGGCGUCUUACCUGAGGAGUCUGGGCGUGGCCGUGGAUCACUUCUGCGCGUCCAAGGCCCUCCAACACACCUUGUCCCGGCUGGAGCAUCACACUUUGUUCUCCAACAUCCGUCACGUGAAGGCGGCCAGUGAGAAAUUUCUCAUGGACCUGGAGAUCCGCCUGGGGGAAAGUGUCUUCAUGUCCCAGCUAGGGGACAUCGUGCUGGAUCACUGCCCCUCCUUCCGUACUCGCUAUGUGCCUUACGUGACAAACAUGAUGUACCAGGAAGCUCUGGUCAAGCAUCUGCUGCAGCACAACCCGGACUUCGUGGGUACGCUCAAGCAGCUGGAAGACGAUCCGGUUUGCCAAAGACAAAAUCUUAAGUCUUUCCUCGUCCUUCCUUUCCAAAGAAUCACUCGCAUAAAACUCAUCCUGCAGAGUAUUCUUAAACUGACGGAAGAAAAGUCGGAGAGUUUGUUCUAUCUUGAGAAAGCGAAGGAGGCCAUCCAUGAGAUAGUGAAGGAGUGUGAUGAGGGCAUCCAAAAAAUGAAGUUCAUCGAGCAGCUGGUCGCCUUGGAGAUGCUGCUGGAUUUUGGCCAACUGAAGGCCGUUCCUCUGGUGGUAAGUGGCCGGUUUUUGGUGCACGAUGGUCCUCUGAACCAGCUGACCGUGGAGAGCAGCUACCAGACGACGAGAACAUCGCUUACCAGCAUCCACCUUCAUCUCUUCAAUGAUCUUUUGAUCAUCUCCUCCAAAAGGGAGCAGCACUUCCUGGUGAAGGACCACGCAGAGUUCCCCUCACACGUGCACAUGGUGCUGCUGAAGACGGAAGCUGUGGGUUUGCCACCGAACUCCUUCGUGCUGCGUCUUUCACGCGGACAAAGUGGACGUCCGACGGCCAUGAUACUGGUGGCACACAGCAGGUCAGACAUGGAGCAGUGGAUGAAGGUGCUGCUGCAUUCAUUGCAAUGAACAUUUAAAAUAUUGUAGAUCAUGUUAUCACUUUUCACUCUGCACAACUUGUCACUGAUUCUCACACGUUCAAGACACUUAUCACAUCUUUUUACCAUUUUAAUAAAGCACUUUAACAUUU